GUGGGACGAGGUGUAUUUGUUAUAAAACAAAACCGCAAUGGAGAAUCCCGAUGUGUCGGGAGACAAUGCAAAUGGGGUGAAACAGAAACUUGGGAAUGUGAUGCACUCUAAACAGGUGCACGUCAUAUCGAUGUGUCUGCUCGUGUUAGACGCCAUCUUUGUUCUGUUACUGCUUUUUGUGGACCUUGACGUUAUUCCCGUGUCAGGUGAUGGCGAAAACCAUUCCAAAAAAGAAGAAGUCGAAAACGGCCUUCACUAUACCGGGCUAACAAUACUGUCAUUGUUUAUGUUAGAGAUAAUGCUGAAGAUUAUUGCCGAUGGCUCGAGCUUUUUCAAGAAGAAACUGGAGGUUUUUGAUGCGGCAGUUGUUCUGGUGUCAUUUGUAUUAGAUAUUGCCUUAUCUCUGUCACGUGUCAGUUCCUUAGUGAGAGACAUCGUCAUUCUGAUGAUCCUUCUCAGGCUGUGGAGGUUCUUUAAACUCUUAGUCAAUGUGAACAUUUUUGUAAGGAAAGACAUUCAGAACCAGAUAGAGGCGGAGAGGGAACUUCGUACUCAGGCGGAGAAGGAGCGAGAUGUUGCGCUUGAAAAACUCAAACAGGCAGAAGAACAGUGUCAGCGACCUGUAGUUAUUGUCGGGGACGACAAAAAUGAACCGACUUGAGAAAUAAAUAAUAUAUUCAAAUGCCAUCUCACUAUAACAAUUACGCCAGGAAGAACGACAUCAACGUAUGCUACUGUAGGCUAGAAAAUACCAAGAAGUUUAUGUUUGUCAUGGUUUUGUGUCUUCGCCGUAUUGUUUCAGAUGAUGCCAUACUUAUUAAUAAUGGAAUUUCCCGGUCCAUAAAACCACAUAUUCACCGAAAUGAAAGUCCUUAAUUGUUAAAUUAGAUGCCAAAUAAUGUGUGAAUUGUUCAAAAUGUUAGAACUUAUGAAAAUUGUCCGGAGGAAUAUACUUUACAUCUGGCAGUGAAUAAUUGCCUUCUGUUUCUAAAAACAGUAUCACAAAUCACCGGCCACCACAUGCUUAUGAUUCAAUCAAUGAGGGGAUAGGGUAAAUGUGAGUUAUUUAAUAUAGAACAUUGUAAUAUAAUGUUCAUGGGUCAUAAGGGGAAUAAACAUCUGUAGUGGCCAUUGUACUGUGGUUGGAAUGAGUACCAUAAGAAAUAGGUAUGUGACUCACAACAACCCCUGAGGGUCAUAUGAAGACGGUUGUCUAGGGAACACCGCCGUAAAGGAAGGGAGAAGUGAAAUAAAGGAAACAGGUAGAUAUUAAAUGUUGCAUUGGGUGCAGCAGUUUAGUUUUGACAAACCCCGAUUAUUGAGGCCUCUUACGAUAACAUGCUAUGCCCGAACCAGUACGGGGUCAUUGCCUGUGUGUGUGUGUACGUUCUAACCUUGACGAUCAAUUCAAAUACUUUAUAAUUAAUAUACAGUGAGUGCCAUCAUUUUCAAGUUAAGUGCAGUCUAUACAAUCAAUAAUUGGAUUGGUGCAUUAUUUCAUGGGAAUAAGACCAACCUUGUAACAUAAAAAAAAAAUCUUCUAGGUUUAUCACAAUGGAGUACUUUAGCUUGGCUUGAGAACCAUAUAAGCAUACAGGUUUAAAACAAGACGUCCAGAAGUUUAUGCUUGUGUAAUAA
This is a messenger RNA of Mizuhopecten yessoensis (Yesso scallop), 1638 nucleotides long. Its product is annotated as voltage-gated hydrogen channel 1-like. NCBI's taxonomy places the organism in Eukaryota, Metazoa, Mollusca, Bivalvia, Pectinida, Pectinidae. Gene Ontology annotation, molecular function: voltage-gated proton channel activity. The coding region runs from base 38 to 661 and encodes 207 amino acids. Gene Ontology annotation, biological process: proton transmembrane transport. The transcript is spliced from 6 exons. The record is from RefSeq and is a predicted model, not a curated record. Gene Ontology annotation, cellular component: plasma membrane.